AUGAAUCAUGGACAGAUGGAGUUGAUAUGCGAGACCUGCUCGGCACGAUUUCAGCGGGACGACCAUCUCCGGCGUCACCGGUUGAGCCACGCUGAACCGCGCUUCAAAUGCGCUGACCCUCAAUGUGGCAUGAGAUUUCACCGCCGCGAUGCAGCAAGGCGGCAUGAAAAAUCACAUCAACAAACUGCAGCCCCGAAGAGGAGGAGACCACGGCGCGGCAUUCUCCCCUGCCCGAGGAUCGCCACGAAGCCAAUCCACCCCGUGGGACCCAGCAGUUGCGACCAUGAUAACCAUGCAUUGUCGGCUCCAGACAAUGCGGCGGGUGGACCUCUUCAUGAAUCGCCAAAUCUGAUAUCGAGUUCUGAUACAGACCAGAAGAGUGCGAUGUUGAUGGACUGCUCUCAAUGUGCAGCCACGAAUAUGCUCUGCGACGAGUGCAUCUCAGGCCUUUUGCCUGCAACUGGUCUCGGUGAGCAGGACUGGAAUGCAUUCCGAUUCUGUAUGCAGCACUUUGUGCGCAUCCAUGCUCAGGGGUUUCCGUUCCUGCACUCCUCGUCGUGGCGGAUGGACUGGGAACAGUCCGGUAAGCUCCUGGCAAUGGCCGCUGUUGGCGGUCGCGAAAUCGCUCCUUACGCCGAGAUUUCAAAGGUAUACUUUGAGAUGGCUGUCAAUCGACUUGAAUACUUUAUGGUCUCCAUGGGAGACACGUCUUGCAUAACGGAACGAGAUGACAGCUUUCACAGAAGACUCCUUGUCUGCUUCGAAACUUGCAUUUUGUUGAUUGAGUACAGCGUGUGGUCCCGUCAUAGAGAGCUUCGACAGAGGGGGCUCAAGGAGUUUACACAUCAGGCUAUUGUAGCAGUUCCUGUUCUUGCAGAUGUAAUGAACAGCAUGCCCAAGCACACCAGAUGGCCUCUGUGGAUUCUUCUGGAGGAGAGUAAGCGUGCGUUGUGGUGCUUUUACUGCCUCGGCGUCAAAAGUGGACAUUUCUUAAACCAUCCAUUAUCAACUCCCGAGAUCGUGAAAAACAUGCAUCUUCCCUGUCCAGAUGCCGUAUUUGAAGCUCCCAAUUCACCAGCAUGGAGAGAGCGGAACGACUCAAACAAUCAUCAAUCAGGCGGGCCCGUGCUGUUCCGGGAGGCAUUGUAUCAGCUCAUGUCCGCAGAUCGCAUGCGUCAGCUAAUUGUUGAUGAGACCGCCAAAUACAGCAGCCAUAUCCUUAUCUGUGGUGUUUUGGACAAUUAUCAAACUAGUAUAACCAUACCAUGCAACUUUGCUACUUUGGACGCGUAUAUGGAACUAGAUAUGUCUCGCUUCCGGCUUCGCGAUGAUCUGAUGCGUGCCUUGCGCUACUGGAAGGCAUUGUUUUGGCAUGAUCCACACGAACUUUGGCACUCUAAACAUCCAGAUCACAAAUUGAAUGAUAUUAUGCUCUGGAUGUAUAUCGAAGUACAGGCCUGGCGGUGCCCGGAGUCUCAUCCGCUCAGCCCAUUACACCGCCGUGUGGCAGCUGAACUUGCUCUCGAUAUAUUCUCCAGUAUCUCCCUCACUGGGUUUUUGGAGGUUGGAGCCAAGUCGCCUCUCUAUGUUGAGCGCGCCGUCUACUUCUCCUCCCGCUGCCUUGCCUCGGCAAUGCUAACCUGGCUAGAUGGGCUCAAGCCUCCUGGUAAUACUGGUAGAACCAUGCCCCGUGAAGAUGGAGCGCUCUAUGAAAAGCUUCUCGACUGUUUGCAGGGUAUACCGGAGGUUUCUAGUCUUUGUCAGGUGGAUGGCACAUCCCUACCUUCUAACCGGCUCAGAGAAGCAACGGUCAGAGUAUGGGCAAUUGUUACCAGUGAUGCGAGAUGGAUGGAUGGAGGUGGUGAACAUUAG
Molecule: messenger RNA, 1872 nt
Organism: Aspergillus puulaauensis
Lineage: Eukaryota; Fungi; Ascomycota; Eurotiomycetes; Eurotiales; Aspergillaceae
Exons: 2
Coding region: 1-1872 (623 amino acids)
Biological process (GO): regulation of transcription by RNA polymerase II; DNA-templated transcription
Cellular component (GO): chromatin
Molecular function (GO): DNA-binding transcription factor activity, RNA polymerase II-specific; zinc ion binding; RNA polymerase II cis-regulatory region sequence-specific DNA binding
Source: RefSeq, a predicted model, not a curated record